Messenger RNA from Coprinopsis cinerea okayama7#130, 489 nucleotides. RefSeq lists its product as hypothetical. NCBI's taxonomy places the organism in Eukaryota, Fungi, Basidiomycota, Agaricomycetes, Agaricales, Psathyrellaceae. Bases 1 to 489 code for a protein of 162 amino acids. The transcript is spliced from 4 exons. The record is from RefSeq and is a predicted model, not a curated record.
AUGCCCACGCUCUCUGUGCACAACAGCGACUACGAACCGGUGGACCAACUUGGAAACGAGCCCGGCGUUAACCUCGAUGAGCUCAAGCGGUCGAGAGCCAGUCUUGGGGACGACUUGUGCUCCGCCCUCGAUGCCGACUUCGACUGGAUGGGCAAGCACUACUUUGCACGUUCUUAUGCUCGUGCCGAGAGUGAGCUCGAUUCUGUCUCCAUGAAGAUCGAAGGAAAGGAUGGUGGCGGCUUCGACCUCUGGACCCCACUCGAACCUUGGCACGUCGAAGAGUUUAUCGAAAACGCAUCUCAGGCCCCGUUUGGCCAUGGAGGUGAGAAGCUUGUCGAUACAAGUGUUCGCGAUACCUGGGAAAUCGAGGGCUCGAGGGAAAUUGUUUUGCGCGAUGUUUGGAAGGGCUUGGGAGUGGCUCCGUUCGAAACUGAGCCUCGAUUGGAUCUCUACAAGUUACUUCUCUAUAAGGAGGGCGGACAUUCGUAG